Molecule: messenger RNA, 942 nt
Organism: Acomys russatus (golden spiny mouse)
Lineage: Eukaryota; Metazoa; Chordata; Mammalia; Rodentia; Muridae
Product: zinc finger protein 120-like
Exons: 4
Coding region: 1-942 (313 amino acids)
Biological process (GO): regulation of immune system process; regulation of cytokine production; negative regulation of transcription by RNA polymerase II
Source: RefSeq, a predicted model, not a curated record
AUGGCGAGCACGUGGCCGCAGCCCACAACGAUGAGGAGCAGCUGGGAUGCAGUGACCUACGAUGAUGUGCAUGUGAGCUUCACUCGGGAAGAGUGGGCUUUGCUGGAUCCUUCCCAGAAGAGUCUCUACAGAGAUGUGAUGCUGGAGACCUGCAGGAACCUCACUGCUGUAGGCUAUAAUUGGGAAGACCAGAAUAUUGGAGAAAAAUCCCAAAGUUCUAGAAGACAAGGAAGUCAUCUCCAAAGGCAUGAAAGAACACACACUGGAGAGAAACCUUACGAAUGUGAUCAAUGUGGUAAAGCCUUUGCAUGUCACGAUACUCUCACCUUGCAUAGAAAGCUGCACACUGGAGAGCAACCCUAUGAAUGUAAGCAAUGUGGGAGAGCCUUUGUACGUCCCAGCCGUCUUCAAAUGCAUGAAAGAACACAUACUGGAGAGAAACCCUAUGAAUGUAAGCAGUGUGGAAAAGCCUUUGCAUCUAAAGGUUAUUUCCAAAUACAUAAAAGCACACACACCGGAGAAAAACCCUAUGAAUGUAAGCAAUGUGGAAAAGCCUUUGCAUGUCGAGGUUAUCUCCAAAAACAUAAAAUAACCCAUACUGGAGAGAAACCCUAUGAAUGUAAGCAGUGCGGAAAGGCCUUUGCAUGGAAGAGAGCUCUCCACUUUCAUAAAAGAACACAUACUGGAGAGAAACCCUAUGAAUGUAAGCAAUGUGGGAAAGCCUUUGCAUGUCACAGUAGUGUUACAUUGCAUAAAAAAAUGCAUGCUGGAGAAAAACCGCAUGAAUGUAAGCAAUGUGGCAAAGCCUUUGCAUGUAACAGUAAACUGCAAAAGCAUAAAAGAACACACACUGGAGAGAAACCCUAUGAAUGCCAUCAAUGUGGUAAAGCCUUUACAUCUCACAGUUAUCUCCAAAUACAUAAAAGAAAACAUAGAGAAUAA